Molecule: messenger RNA, 1479 nt
Organism: Bombina bombina (fire-bellied toad)
Lineage: Eukaryota; Metazoa; Chordata; Amphibia; Anura; Bombinatoridae
Product: mannose-binding protein A
Exons: 6
Coding region: 63-842 (259 amino acids)
Source: RefSeq, a predicted model, not a curated record
UUUUGUUCUCUAAACUCAACGGAACACCUAGACUGACUUAGACAUUGUCUUCACCAUCCAUUAUGGUUCACUUUUUCAUCUUGGUUUUAUAUAUUAAUGUAUAUGCCCUGCUGUUACCUAAUCAGGCUCUAUCAGAUACACAGCCUAUGUGUUCUGUGAUACAUGGGCUUCCUGGUCUUAAUGGCAGAGAUGGGAGAGAUGGAUCAAAUGGACAGAAAGGAGACCCAGGUUCGCCUGGACAGACAGGGGCUAGAGGUGAGACAGGGAGUAUUGGAACACCUGGGAAAGCUGGACCUGUUGGGCCUAAAGGGAAUCAAGGAUUUAUUGGUGAAAAGGGAGGAAAAGGAGAGAAAGGAGAUCAAGAUGCCGCAGGGUUCCAAAAAAUUGCUGCUUUGGAAAAUAAAAUGACACUUUUAGAAAACCGUCUCUCCAUGCUAAAUAAUCUUGUCUUUUUCCAAAUGUCAGAAGUAAACAACGGGCACAAAAUGUACCUAUCGAGUCUGAGACAAGCUAACUAUCAUACAGCAAAAGCUAUUUGUGAGAAAUAUGGGGGUACUUUGCCUGUCCCACUGAGCAGUGAAGAAAAUUCUGCCAUAUAUGAAGUUACAAAAGUGGUAAAAGCAAUGACAUCUAAUAGGAUUUUCCUAGGGAUUAAUGACAUAAAGCAAGAAGGAGUUUUUAUGUAUCCUGAUGGGAAGCCAAUAACCUAUAAGAAUUGGUACCAACAUGAACCAAAUGGGGGAAGCGGAGAAAACUGCAUUCUAGUAUAUGAACAUGGGCAAUGGGUUGAUUUUACCUGUGAUGCCACCCAGCAAGUAGUCUGUGAAUUUACAUUUCCAUGAUGACGCAUUUCUAUACUCACUAAUAUAUAUAAAUAUUAGAGAUGUGCAGUCCAAAAAGUUUUGGUUCAUCCAAAAUUUUUGUAAAAAUAUUUUGGGAAACUUGUCUCCUAGAAUAUUUGUUGUCUUCACUUAAUUUAAAACAAAAUGAGUAUCGAGUUUUAGUUAAACUUUUACAUUCAUUUUUGUUAAAUGAAUGUAAAUGUUUAAAAGGUACAGGUAAAAAAAUUGACCUGUACCUAAAAUACUUAGCUACACGUGCAGAAGAGCAAGCUAUCCCGCUCCUCUUCACUCUAGAGCCGGAACCGCACUAACUGGAGGCUUAGCACGCUCGGCUUCCGGGGCCUGCACUAAAGUUAGUGCCUGCCCUCUAGUUAGCCCGGGCCAAGCUCUGGAGUGAAGAGGAGAGGAUCAGCACACUCUCCAGCGUGUGUAGGUAAGUAUUUUAGCUUUUUUUAAGAAAACAAAGGAAUAUUGCAGAAUUCGGAAAUAUUCAUUAAUUUUCUUCAAUUUAUCCUUUGCAAUAUUAAGUUCUGAAAUGAAUGCACAAGUCUAAUAUAUAUAUAUACAGUAUAUAUGAAAUUGACAUCUUGUUUAUUUUCUUUUAUGUUAUCAGUUCCUAAUGUCAUAUUACCGUAUA